AUGCUUGAGUUAACGGCUGGUCCUAAUCCCGUUCCAGAUUUUGAAGAGGCACUUCGAGUAAUUAAAUUAGAUGAAACCCAUUAUGUUGGGGCGCAUCCAUUGAGAUUACCAGUUACAGGAGGAAGAGGUGUAUAUGGUGGUCAUUUGAUUGCACAGUCUUUACUUGUGGCUAUAGAAUCUACACGAGACUCAACAACUAAUCAAGUUUUUAUUCCAGAUUCUUAUCAUCUGUAUUUUAUCAAUGCCGGUAAUGCCAAAACUCCAAUGAAUUAUACAGUAACCAAAUUGUAUGAUGAUUCAAUUUCAAGUAAACGUUUUAUUGUUGUUCAACAAAACGGUAAAAAUCGUUUAACCUGUUUAGUCAAUUUAAGAAAGCCCGGCACAAAAACAUUACACCAAGAAGGAUCCGGACCAAACAUUAGUAUCCCCGUUCCACCAAUACAACUAAAAUAUCCAAACCCCGAUGAAUUACAUCAAGUACAACAUACAGAUUUUGUUAGAAAUGCAUUUGGCAAAGAGUUUAUUGAUUAUCGAGAAUGUCCUGAGGAAAAAGACCAGUACGCUGCGGAACGGUGGUUAACGGUAUUCACUGGGUUAAGAAACCAUGCCGAGCCAGGUGCUUCACUUGAAGCAGUUACAGAAGAAUUACCAGAUGCCAGUGGGAAAAUUCAUAAAGUGGAGAAAGUGAUAUUGCGACCAAAAGAUUCUCAAUCUGUAAGGGAUCCAAUUUACAAUUAUGUGGGUUUAGCUGAUUUAUCCGAUUCUGCAUUUCUUACAACAAUGGCAAGAAUUUUGCAUAUUCCUUGGGCUCCAUCAUUGGAAAUAGAUGAAACGUACGACGAAAGUAGAGAUGCCACAUAUAUAAUGAGGACUACUUUAAAUGCUGCUCAUAUUUUCCAUUAUAACGCAAUGUCGUUAGACCAUCACAUAUAUUUCCAUAACCAAGAUUAUACACCUGAUGAUGAUUCCAAUUUUGAUAUUUGCAAAGAUUGGUUGGCAUUCACAUAUCAAAUGAAAAGACUCUCAAAUAAUAGAACACUAGUUCGUGGGUUUCUCUUUAAUGAAAAACAUAAAUGCAUUGCAACAGUGGUUCAGGAAGGACUAACCAUUGUUUAUAAUGGUGUUGGUAACACAGCAGAUAAAUCGCGUUUAUAG
Molecule: messenger RNA, 1155 nt
Organism: Candida albicans SC5314
Lineage: Eukaryota; Fungi; Ascomycota; Pichiomycetes; Serinales; Debaryomycetaceae
Exons: 1
Coding region: 1-1155 (384 amino acids)
Biological process (GO): acyl-CoA metabolic process; fatty acid catabolic process
Cellular component (GO): peroxisomal matrix
Molecular function (GO): fatty acyl-CoA hydrolase activity
Source: RefSeq, a predicted model, not a curated record